UUUCCUGCCUUUCUGCAAACGGGGUUAUAGCCACAAGGGACGAUCGAGCCACCACGUCUGCAACUGAGAGAGAGAGAGAGAGGGAGAGAGCGAGAGAGACAGAGAAUCAGUGGAUCGAAGAAAGAAACAAAGGAAGAACAAAACUGAAAAUGCCAAUAGUGCGCUGGUCCUUGGCGAUGUUGUCCAACCUGGUUUCGCUCUUUUUUUGUUAAUGCAAACUUGGCGUUGUUUUUUUUAUAGCGUUAAAUUGUGAUAUAAGGGAAUGUUACAAAACAAACAGUCGUGAUUAACGCAAACCCAUUUUAAUCUGUACUUUUAAAAAUUAUUUAUUACAUUCCACUUUUUUCCACGCUUGUUGGGAAACUUGUCUUUUACUGUUUCACACUGAGGAGAACGCUGCUUUUAGCGCUUCACCUCUUAUAAUAGUUUUUUGUUUUUGUUGAGUUUGUCAUGUUUUGACAAAAAGAGAACGCCACAGUAAGGUUACGGUGGACGUUAGAGAGGGGGAAGAAGAUUACAGAUUACACUUCUGCGGGAGGUGCGUACCAGGAAUGGGACCCAGGCUGCUUUUGCUCGCGCUGGCAUGCGGGCUCUGCGCGCGAGGAGCUACUACACGACAGGAGGUCAAACCAGAGGUGUGGCUACAGCAGUAUGGUUACCUGCCGCCAGGUGAUCUCCGUGCCCAGUCCCUCCGUGCUCCACACUCCAUCACCACGGCGAUUGCUGCCAUGCAGCGCUUCUAUGGCUUGACUGUUACCGGCUCCUUCAACCCAGAGACCGUAACGGCGAUGCAGAGGCCGCGAUGCGGCGUUCCGGACAAGUUUGGGGCGGAGCUGAAGAGCAACCUGCGGAGGAAACGCUACGCCAUCCAGGGGCUGAAGUGGGACAAAACGGAGAUCACUUUCUGUAUACAGAACUACACCCCCAAGGUGGGGGAGUACGAGACGUACCAGGCCAUCCGCCAGGCCUUUAAGGUGUGGGAGGGCGUGACCCCCCUGCGUUUCCGCGAGAUCCCCUACUACCUGAUCCGGGACAAGGUGGAGAGCUUCGCCGACAUCAUGCUCUUCUUCGGCGAGGGUUUCCACGGCGACAGCAGCCCCUUCGACGGGGAGGGGGGCUUCCUGGCGCACGCGUACUUCCCCGGCCAAGGCUUAGGGGGCGACACUCACUUCGACGCCGCAGAGCCCUGGACCGUUGGGAAUUCGGACUUGAGUGGCAACGACGUGUUCCUGGUGGCCGUUCACGAACUGGGCCACGCCCUGGGCCUGGAACAUUCGAACGACCCCUCCGCCAUCAUGGCUCCGUUCUACCAGUGGAUGGACACGGAGAACUUCGUCCUGCCCGCGGACGACCGGCAGGGCAUCCAGCAGAUUUACGGGUCAGGGUCCGGGCACCCCCAGCCACCCCCCCGCGUGACCCCAGACCCUCGUGACAACCCCCAACCCACGGACCCCCCCUAUAGGCCCGAGGGUCCCCCCUAUGGCCCGGACGUCUGUGAGGGCCACUUCGACACCAUCGCCAUCUUCAGGGGAGAGAUGUUCGUUUUCAAGGAUAAGUGGUUCUGGCGAGUGCGUAAUAGGCGCGUUUUGGACGGCUACCCCAUGCCCAUUGGACAUUUCUGGAGGGGCCUUCCUUCUUCCAUCAACGCUGCCUACGAGAGGGAUGAUGGGAAAUUUGUUUUCUUCAAGGGAGACAGGCAUUGGGUGUUCACUGAGUCGAUCCUGGAGCAGGGGUACCCCAAACCGCUGCGGGACCUGGGCAGUGGGCUCCCCAAAGACCGGCUGGAUGCGGCUCUCCUCUACACCCCCACUGGCAUGACCUACUUCUUCAGAGGGAACAAAUAUUACAGAUUUAAUGAGAAAACUCAGUCUGUGGACCCAGAGUACCCCAAACCCGUCAGUGUUUGGCAGGGUGUACCGGAGAACCUAAAAGCUGCAUUCAUGAGCAAGGAUGGAGGACACACCUACUUCUACAAGGCCAAUAAGUACUGGAAGUUCAACAACCAGCAGCUUCGGGUGGAGCCCGGCUACCCCAAAUCCGCGCUGCGCGAUUGGAUGAGCUGCCCGAACGAGGACUCCAAGACCGGAGGAGGGGACGGAGACGGGGGCAGAGGCGGAGGUGGAGAUGGGGGCAGAGGUGGAGACGACGGCAGGAGGAAAGAGGAAGAGACGGAGGUGAUCAUUAUCGAGGUGGAGGAGGAGGGCGGGGCCGGGGGUGGCGCCGGGGCGGCGGCCGUGGCGGUGCCCCUCAUGCUGCUGGUGUGCGUGAUCUGUGCCCUGGCGGCCGUCCUGUUCUUCCGCAGGUACGGCACGCCCAGACGCCUGCUCUACUGCCAGAGGUCCCUGCUCGACAAGGUGUAGAGAGAGAGAGAGAGAGAGAGGAAGAGAG
Molecule: messenger RNA, 2388 nt
Organism: Anguilla anguilla (European eel)
Lineage: Eukaryota; Metazoa; Chordata; Actinopteri; Anguilliformes; Anguillidae
Gene: mmp14b
Product: matrix metallopeptidase 14b (membrane-inserted)
Exons: 11
Coding region: 552-2360 (602 amino acids)
Biological process (GO): skeletal system development; zymogen activation; extracellular matrix organization
Cellular component (GO): extracellular matrix
Molecular function (GO): zinc ion binding; metalloendopeptidase activity
Source: RefSeq, a predicted model, not a curated record